Molecule: messenger RNA, 279 nt
Organism: Neomonachus schauinslandi (Hawaiian monk seal)
Lineage: Eukaryota; Metazoa; Chordata; Mammalia; Carnivora; Phocidae
Gene: SMIM41
Product: small integral membrane protein 41
Exons: 1
Coding region: 1-279 (92 amino acids)
Source: RefSeq, a predicted model, not a curated record
AUGAACGGCUCCCAGGCGGGCGCUGGGGCCCCGGCCACCUGGCUGAGCUCCUGCUGCAACCAGUCGGGGGUGCCGCCGCCGGAGUCCCCCGAGGCGCCGCGCGUCGGGCUGGCGGCGGUGCUGGUCGUGCUGUCGCUGCUCGUGCUCUGCGGCGUCCUGUUCCUGGGCGGCGGCCUCCUCCUCCGCGCCCAGGGCCUCGUGGCGAUGCUGGUCCGCGAGCGGCGCGCGUCCGGCGAGGCCGAGCCCGGCGGCGCCAGCGGAGGCGAGGACGACUCCUAG